AUGCGGUCAAUGCGCGGUGCGACUCUGACAGAAGAAGAUGGUGACAAAGAGCACGUCUACCGUCCGUUGUUGUUUCAUUCCACAGGCUACGCAUCAUCGGAUCUGUAUCUUGACUCGUAUGAAAUGCACUCGCGUCUUCCAAUGACAUCAUUUGCUGUACCUUUAUUAGACCAAGAGACUCGUGCUACCGGCUCGAAUGUGAAUCAGAAUCAGAAACAGAGAAAUGUAUUUGAGCCGCAUAUUCGAUUAGAGACACUAUCAUCUCGAGCUGCUACAGCUGUGAUCUGGAUCACGUAUGUGGCAUUUGUUUUAGCGAUUGCUCUACCCUAUUUACAGAGUAAAGGAUACCUGGAAACGACAGUAACAUUGCCAGGAGGAGUAUGUCAGACUGAAAGUAGACGAGAUCCUUGCAUUGAAGUGAACAAAACGAAAAAGACUGCUCAGUGGACCGCGUAUGUGGCAAAUGUGUCGCGAUAUGCUGGCUCAAUUGAGAUUAAACUAGCUAUUCAGGAGCAAGUAAAUACGUCCAUGUCGAAGGCGUUGGUGUCGGCGUUGGGGAAAAGCAACAUGUUUCAAGAACUGGAACGAGUAUGGACAACUUGGGAAAUGGGUCGGGAUGCAAACAGAGCUAAAAAUAAUUUGCUGAAAGAAAGAGCGAGUGUAUUGAAGAUGCACAAUAUAGAUGAUGAUGAAGCAGGCUAUGUUUUGUAUUAUGAUACUGAGCUGUAUGGGAUUCGCCAAGACAUGAAACCGAUUGCGAAGGACCUCGUCGUAGAAGACCGCAAUCGAAGUGUCUGGGUGGAGUGCCGAGCAAAAGUAUCAUGUGAAACUGUGAAGUUGCUUGAGCUAACGCAGGAUAUCGACCGUUUAGGUGGAUAUGGAUACACUACAUACUUUGCUGUUGUGACCUUUAGAGGACUGUAUCCUAAUGUAAUCGGCAAGGAUGUAGUGUAUCAGUUUGCGUACACCAAUCCAGUCAUCUACGUCAGCGAAGUCGUUGUUCGCGGAGUAUUAGUGCUAACGUCGAUUUUUGCGCUCGCAUGCUGGCUUAUUUCGGUGUUAAACUUUCACAGUGGAUCAUGGAGUCAAGUUCUUACCGUGCAGAAGUGGCUGCUGGGCGUUGGUAUUGUGUUCGUACUGUGGCAGAAUCCAGUGUAUGCCGUCUCUGAGCUGUACACCUCUGUAAGUUUGCGUACUCGGUUUGUGUCGAUCACGUGUCAAUCAUUUGCGGAGGCGUUUUUGUACGUGUUUUGGUUGAGCCUUAUGGACCAUCAGAGCGCUCCUUCUCGAAGAUGCUCAUUUUUUCCAAAGCUCAUAUUUGGCUUGGUACUCUUUGCAGUAGACACGAGUAUGACUGUAUUACGGUUGCCUAAGUUAUUCUCUGGAGAAGAAUGGACGCAGUUGACGUUUGACUUUUGUCACGACGAGCUCUAUGUGUUUCUUGGUUUUAUUCGGACGGGUUUGGUGCUAGUUUGGCUCGUUUGGGUAAUGUCAGCUGGGGCGCGAUCCGGUCGACAAUUAAAGACAUUACCAUACAUGGCAACACGCUAUAAACAAUUAUCGUACCGGUUCCUAGUACUCGAGACGCUUCUUAUUUUCGUUUACGCCUUUGUCCUCUCAGCUCUUCAGAUUUUCUACCUGGCCGAAACGUGGUACUUUAUUGGUUACGAUGCAUUCAUCCAGGACGCUGUGCAUACAUUCACCAAGAUGAACACUGGCCACCCGUCGCUGGGUAAAUUCCUGUUCUUGUCAGUGUAUGUAUACCUUGUCAUGUUUGUGCACUUGCCCCCACUUGUAGGCAGCGGUACAGGCUUGUUGAAGUCUACAGCUUUCCACAUCGACGAAAAGCCACGCAUAGACAAGUACGGGUUUACAACACCCGAUUCAAAUUUGUUUUGCGUUGAAACGGCUAGAUGGUUGCUUGAAAUGGCGUAUCAAGCUUACUUUGACCCGCCUGGAUGCCCGUCCUCUUCUGGCUAUGGCGAGCUUUCGCUUGAGCGACAUGGUUUUGAGCUCAUCACUCAUCUAAGAAGCAACCUAACGGAUACACAUGUGGUCGUCGCGUGGAGUCAAGAGGACCAUCAACGUCUCGUGAUAUCAUUCCGAGGCACCACUAGCAAGGAAAACUGGAAGAGCAAUCUCCGUGCAGACCAAAAGGUUUUGUGGAUAAAAUCUCGAGGGCUACGGGGGAAAAAGUCAUGCCUUGAACGAGUGAAGGGCUUUGCAGCGAAGAUCCCGCUACUUAACAUGGCAUUGCCGCGGGUCCACCGAGGGUUCUGGACUGCCUACGAGUCAGUUCGAGAUGAACUCAAGGAAGUGGCACGGCUCAUUCUCGACGAAAAUCCCGGUGUGUCAGUCUAUAUUACCGGGCAUAGCAUGGGUGGUGCUCUUGCAGUUUUAGCUGCCUAUGACCUUGCAUUAAAUUUCAGCAUCAAAGUCAGCAUGUACAACUUUGGUUGUCCCCGAGUUGGCAAUCCUACUUUUCGUCAGCACUACGAUAGCUGUGUUUCAACGAGCUACCGCGUUGUUAUGGACGGCGACAUUGUGCCAGGAUGGCCAAGAUUUUGGGGACUUUACCAGCAUGUGGGAACUGAGAUUUCAAUUGAUGUGGCGGGUAACCUGAUUGUUGACCCGAGUUUUGUGGAACUCCACCUUCACAACUCAUCGAGGCGCAAGACAACAAUGCAUGGAACGAACGUAUAUCGAGCGUCGAUUGCCAAGUGCCUUGAAAAUCUUGCGGCUUCGUAG
Messenger RNA from Peronospora belbahrii, 2748 nucleotides. The record is from the annotation of a GenBank genome assembly. NCBI's taxonomy places the organism in Eukaryota, Oomycota, Peronosporomycetes, Peronosporales, Peronosporaceae.